Messenger RNA from Glarea lozoyensis ATCC 20868, 672 nucleotides. RefSeq lists its product as uncharacterized. The coding region runs from base 1 to 672 and encodes 223 amino acids. NCBI's taxonomy places the organism in Eukaryota, Fungi, Ascomycota, Leotiomycetes, Helotiales, Helotiaceae. The transcript has a single exon. The record is from RefSeq and is a predicted model, not a curated record.
AUGACAGAUUCCAUCGAACGUCAGAGAUUCACAAAAUUCACAGAGAGCUUUCGAUGGGGAUAUUUCGAGCUAGAGCCUAUACUCGGCGGAGUCACUCGCACAUGUAUGUUCAACGAUUGGGACGCCCCUGACGAGCUGGCACGAUUCGACGUGAUCUUAAAGAGCGAUAUGGAAGAUCGAUAUUGGCAAUGCAUCGAAAUCCAAGAAAAACAACGAACUACUCACGCAGUAAAAACCGUCGUUCGAGCACGACUCAUACUCCCUCGACACGGUCGAAGCACGCUCGAAGCACGGGAAGAUUGGAAAGAAAUCCUGCUCAAGGCUUUCGAUCACCAGAUGAAUUGGGCAAAGAAUGAUGGGUUCAGAGUCAGAUGGGAUGUCGAUUAUGUGCUCAAGGCGAUGGCGAAGUUGGGGCCUGCAGGAGAGGACCCGGUGCUUGAGAAGCCGGCUUGGACGGAGUUGUUGGGGUAUGCGAUUAAGAUUGAUGGUUCUCCUGACGAGGCGACUUUUAGUUUGGGAAGGCUGCCAGAAUAUGGUUCACCAGAGACUCAAUUGCCGGUUGUGCUGGUGACUUAUACGGCGCAUAUUGCGAAUUGGAAGGAACUUUCUUGGCCGGAUAUUGCGGAGGAACUGAGGAAUACGAUAGAAAGUAUGAUUGGUAGAUCAUUAUAA